AUGGAGGUUAUUCGAGAACCCCAGGUGUUGAUACUCUCACAGAGGAAAUUCAUCUUGGAUCUGCUUCAGGAGUUCAAUUCUAUGCAUUUGACUCCCCUUUCCUCUCCACUUGAUCCAACAGUGCGUCUGCAAGCAAAAACAGGAGAUGCAAUCAAAGAUCCCACCUUUUUUAGACAUCUUUUAGGAAAAAUGAAUUAUCUUACCCAUACUCGGCCAGAUUUGUCAUUCACUGUGCAAUAUCUAAGUCAAUACAUGCAGGAUCCCCGGCAACCACAUCUAGAUGCAGCACUUCGUGUGCUUCGCUAUCUCCUAAGGGACCUUGGAUUGGGGCUUUUCAUGAGAUUUUCACCUUUAUUUCAGUUACUGGCUUUAUGUGACUCGGAUUGGGCGACUUGCCCGGAUUCACGGAGAUCGGUGAGUGGAUUUUACAUCUCUCUUGGUUAUUCUCCGAUCUCGUGGAAAUCUAAGAAACAAACUUCCAUAUUCCUGAGCUCCGCCGAGGCAGAGUACCGAUCUAUGUGA
Molecule: messenger RNA, 522 nt
Organism: Nicotiana tabacum (common tobacco)
Lineage: Eukaryota; Viridiplantae; Streptophyta; Magnoliopsida; Solanales; Solanaceae
Source: RefSeq, a predicted model, not a curated record